AUUACUAGAACAAGGUCUGUGAUUUUACAGUCACAAUCAUGUAGAACAACAGAAGUCAAGAAAUUUCCUCUCAUUUUCUCUGUCUUCUUCCUCUUGACUUCAAAGGAGACUUCUCUAUUCAGUACUCAAUUUCAUCACUAAAUUCAUGGAAUCUCCUUUCAAUGAUAUCUUCAUACACAACUUACAAGAAUUUGCACCAAUGAAUUCAGUUUCAGUCCUUUCAGAUUCAAACAGUGGUGCAACUAGUUGUAUGUCAAACGGAGGAACUUUUUCACAAGAGACCUCUCCUCCUUUUGUUACAGCGUUAACGCGUUUAUCCGAAAAUCUCGAAUCCGUAUUCGAAACAUCUGAAUUCAGUGAUGCUGUAAUCGUUGCAUCUGAUACUCGUGAAAUCCCAAUCCAUCGGUGUAUUUUAUCUGGUAGAAGUGUGUUUUUCAAGAACUUGUUUUCUAGUGUGAAAGGAAAUGAUGGGAAGGUUGUAUUGAAAGAUGUAGCUAAAGAUUUCAAAUUAGGAUUUGAUUCUUUGAAUUUGGUUUUAGCUUAUUUGUAUAGUGGGAAAGUGAAAACUCUGCCUGUUGAUGUUUGUGUCUGUGUUGAUGAAGAAUGUUUACAUGUUGGGUGUAGACCUAUUGUUGAUUUCAUGGUUGAAGUUCUUUAUGCUUCAUUUACGUUUCAGAUUUCGGAGCUCGUUACGCUUUUUCAGCGCCGCCUGCUAGACAUUCUUAAGAAGGUGGAAGUAGAUGACAUAUUAGUGAUUUUAUCAGUUGCAAGUAUGUGUGGAAGAGCGUGUGAGAAAUUAGCUAUGGCAUGUAUUGAAAUUGUUGUUCCGUCUGAUGUUGAUCUUGUAACUCUGGAGAAAUCAUUGCCCCCCUGUGCUGUUAAGCAAAUACUGGAUAAGCGUACUUCACCUGACAGUAAAACCAAUGAUUUUCCGGGUAAGCAUGCGAGGACAAUUUUUAAAGCAUUGGAUUGGGAUGAUGUUGAAUUGGUUGGGUUGUUACUCAAAGGAGGAAAGACAAGUCUAGAUGAAGCAAACGCAUUACAUUAUGCGGUAGCAUAUUGUGAUGCAAAAAUUACGAAAGAGCUCUUAGAGAUGGGAAUUGCUGAUGUUGAUCUUAGGAAUCAGCGGGGAUACACUGUGUUACAUGUAGCUGCAAUGCGGAGAGAACCUGAGAUUAUAGCUUCUAUCAUUACAAAGGGUGCACGGUUAAAUGAUGUUGCACCGUGUGGAAGAAAAGCACUUCAGAUCUUGAAGAGACUAACCAAAUUGGUAGACUACCAGCGCUGCAUAGAAGAGGGAAAAGAUGCUCCCAAGGAUCGUUUGUGCAUUGAAAUACUGGAGCAAGCAGAAAAUGAAGCACCGUUAGUAGGAGACGCUUCUUAUUCUCUUGCUAAAGCUGGAGAGGAUCACCGUCAGAAAUGGUCGGACUUAGAAGAUAGAGUUGCUAUGGCACACCUUUUAUUUCCUAAGGAAGCGCAAGUUGCAAUGCACAUUGCAAAAGUGGAUGGCACGAAGGAGUUCCCACUAACUGCCAAUUGUGGAUCAUUGACUGGCCAUCGGAUAGCAUUUUCAAACCUAAAUGAAGCACCAUUUAUAAUAGAAGAUGCACAUCGUAAAAGAAUAACAGCACUCUUGAAAACUGUGGAAUUCGGGAGGCGGUUCUUUCCUCGUUGUUCCAAAGCACUCGACAACAUUGUGGAUGAUAAAGACCUAAUUGAUCUUGCAUAUCUGGGAAAUGAUAUUGACAAUCCAGAGCGGCAACUUAGAAAGAGGAGGUACAAAGAGAUUAUAGAAGAUUUCAAAAUAACAUUCAGCCAGGAUAAAGUAGAUUAUGAGAAAUCUAGAGCCAAUUCGCCAUCUUCAUCAACUAAGGGACUUUCUCAAACUAAUGGCAAAGUCAAGUCUAGGAAAAGAACCUAAACAAAAAUAAUUUACAGUUUGUUAGUAAGAAUCCCUUAACUAAGUCGAUGGCAAGACUGAAUUAUUUUACCUAAUUAAUGAAACUCAUGAAGUAUUUUUGUUAGAAGCUGAAGUUGUAAGAAAGAAAUUUGCUAAACUUGAUUUAAGGCUUUUUAACUAA
Messenger RNA from Papaver somniferum (opium poppy), 2081 nucleotides. RefSeq names its product BTB/POZ domain and ankyrin repeat-containing protein NPR1-like. The record is from RefSeq and is a predicted model, not a curated record. The coding region runs from base 146 to 1921 and encodes 591 amino acids. NCBI's taxonomy places the organism in Eukaryota, Viridiplantae, Streptophyta, Magnoliopsida, Ranunculales, Papaveraceae. Gene Ontology annotation, biological process: regulation of jasmonic acid mediated signaling pathway; defense response to fungus; regulation of salicylic acid mediated signaling pathway. The transcript has 4 exons. Gene Ontology annotation, molecular function: protein binding. Gene Ontology annotation, cellular component: nucleus; cytoplasm.